AUGGAACCGGGACCGGGCGGAGUCCAGGGUAACACAUCUACUACACACACUACAGAGAUACUAAUGCGUCACAAGAGAGCCUGGAUCAUAGACUCAUUCAGCAUUGACGAAGAACAUCCCGGGCCUUUCCCAUACAAGUUUGGAACUGUAACAUUUGAAGCAGUAGAUCAGGAAAAUAAUAAGGCGAUUACAAGGCUAGCAGUAAUCAUAACUGUGAAUGACGUCAAUGACAACCCCCCACGAUUUAGCAGAGAUGUGUUCAAAACAUAUGUUGAAGAAUCAAUGACCCAAGGGACAAAUGUAUCCAAUUUGAUGGCCGAAGAUUCUGACAAGCCGAAUACCCCGAAUUCAACCUUUGAUUACAGUAUUACUUCUGUUUCACCCAAUACACUCAAUGCAGAAUUCUACGUUGAGCAACAGCAGCAGACAGGUGUACUCUCUUUCAGGGGAUGUUUGGACUAUGAGAAAACUGAAAAGUACACUGUGGUGGUUGAAGCAAAGGAUCGUGGGGAAGUGAUUCGUCGCUCAAGCUCUUGCACGGUCAUCGUUCAUGUUCAGGACAAAAACAACCACAUGCCCACCUUCAAUGGUCUCACAGGGACCAGACGAGUAAAAGAGGGGGAGUCUGGGAUAUCUCCUCUCCGACUGCACGUCACAGAUAAAGACACAAAUGGCACCGCAGCAUGGAGGGCAAAAUACACGAUACACGGAGACACAGGAGAGCACUUUAAGAUUGAAACUGACCCAGAAACUAAUGACGGAAUCCUGACAGUCAUAAAGCCUCUGGACUUCGAGGAGAGUGCAGCAAGACACCUGUCAAUCAGCGUGGACAACGAGGAGCCUUACUUCUCCUGCCAGGUGAAGAGGAAGACGUCCACGGGCCUGUGGGAAGUGGCCUACACUAGAGAAAAAGGGGGCAUGCCUGCAACUCUGAACAUCACCAUUGAAGUGGAGGAUGUUGAUGAACCCCCAGAAUUUAAUCCAACAGUGAAAAAGAUUUACGUAAAGGAAAAUGUAGAGGUUGGAUACCCACUGACAACAUUCGAUGCCAUGGACAAGGACAGGUCCUCCUCAGGUGACCUCAUAUACAUUAAAGGUGAUGACCCUGGGGGCUGGGUGAAGGUGGAUUUAAAAACUGCCAAAAUUACAACAGCUAAGAUACUGGACAGAGAAUCAGUCCUUGUGGUGAAUAACACCUACAAUGUAAUCAUAUAUGCUGUAGAUAAAGGUUCACGCCUCCUGACUGGCACAGGGACACUCAUAAUCCACCUGAUGGAUGAGAAUGACAACCUGCCCCUGCUGAAAGUAAACACAUUGGACGUGUGCUUAUCCGACAAACCCACCAUGACUCCUAUCAGCGCCUAUGACCUGGAUGAGGAACCAGAAAGCACACCCUUUUAUUUUGAGCUGCUUGGUGAUGUGGAGGGAAAAUGGAGUCUUGACCCUGAAUAUGGGACCACUGUUAACCUGGUGAAGGAGAGGAUAGUUUACUCUGGACACCAUGAGCUGCAGCUGCAGAUCUCCAACAUGCAGGGGCAGUCCUCAGUCCAGAACCUCUCUGUCACUGUGUGUGACUGUUCUAUGACUGUAAACUGUCGGCUCCGUCAAGCUCCCAGCUCCCGAUUUGGGGGCAGCGCUAUUGGGAUCAUGUUUGUGGCCUUGCUUGUGUCACUUGUUUUGCUGCUUUUGGUCCUUCUCCUGUCCUGUGAGAAAGAGAAAAUUGCCUUCCCGUUCUACCCUGCUUCAGGAGAUGCACUUCUCCCCUCAAACAUCGAGACACCUGGAACUGAUUGCAAGAUUCCUGAUACAUUUCGAGAGUCCCAAGUGGACAAGGGCCAUGUAGAAGUAUCUAAAGGUCUUCACAAUGGUGUAUUUCAACAGACCCACAUCAGUCAGCAUAGAUUGACGUCUAGUAGUAAAUAUUUGGCCUCUCGUGGCAGAGCUUUUGUGAUGAGAAAUGAAGCCCUUACAUCUUUGAUAUAUCAGAGGCUGGGUUCAAUCCAGGCACCUGGACAGGAGCUGUGUGAUUACGACCCCAAACAGUACGCUUAUGAGGGAGACUCAGGGUCGGAUCCAGAGCUGGACGCCAUCUCCAUUGACGGGAACAAGUUUGAUCCAGAUGAGCUUCGAGACCUGGACCCCAGAUUUCUUAGACUGGCCACAAUAUGCAAUCGCAGCACGACACUGCAUCAGAGCCAAUUCAGAUAGGGCUGGGUCUAACAGACUAAACACCGGACCCAUUGGCAUAGAUCCCAUCGAGCCAAUCACAUAACUGCUGAGGCAGUCAGAGAGCAGGAAGGUGUGACCUGAGGACCAUUAGACUUUUUGUACAAAGUAAAGAUUAUUUGCAAGCAUAGGGAGUAUUUUCAGCAUUUCCGUUUAAAACAUGAAGGGACGCGACAAUGAACUGUUCUAAAAACAAAAGAAAAGAAAACAACUGAAAAGCUUGUAUGGCAGCUGUAAAGCUAAUACGUAAAUGACAAAAUAUAAAC
Megalops cyprinoides (Indo-Pacific tarpon) is the source of this 2492-nucleotide messenger RNA. RefSeq names its product cadherin-like protein 26. Bases 1 to 2208 code for a protein of 735 amino acids. Gene Ontology annotation, cellular component: catenin complex; plasma membrane; adherens junction. Gene Ontology annotation, biological process: calcium-dependent cell-cell adhesion; multicellular organism development; homophilic cell-cell adhesion. The record is from RefSeq and is a predicted model, not a curated record. NCBI's taxonomy places the organism in Eukaryota, Metazoa, Chordata, Actinopteri, Elopiformes, Megalopidae. Gene Ontology annotation, molecular function: calcium ion binding; cadherin binding. The transcript is spliced from 15 exons.